Molecule: messenger RNA, 921 nt
Organism: Entrophospora candida
Lineage: Eukaryota; Fungi; Glomeromycota; Glomeromycetes; Entrophosporales; Entrophosporaceae
Source: the annotation of a GenBank genome assembly
AUGAAAAUAAAGGAAUGUUUGAAAACAAAUCCAGCUUUAUCAUAUGGUUAUGUUAGUUAUAGUGGAGGUAGUGAAAAAUAUAUUGAUACUAAAACUUACUAUCCUUUUUGUAAUUGGCAUGAAUGUAAUUAUUUAGAAAUCGAUAAUGACCAAACUCGUUAUAAUAGUAGCGGAUAUGAAUAUACCAAUACUAGUUAUGUGAGACUUAGUGGUUGUCAUCAUGGUUGUCAUGGUCAUUGUGAUCAUGGAACAUCUGAGGCAUUGAGAGCAUCUGAAAGCAGAAAUAGCACUUUAACUUCGGAAAAUACUCGACUAAAUAAUGAGUUAUCGAGCAAAAGCACGGAGAUAGGUAUAAAAACCGAGCAACUUAAAUCUGUUAAUAAAGAUUUGACAGAUACUAAGAAUCGGUUGACUAAGACAGAAGAUAAAUUAACAAAAACUGAAAAAGAUUUGGAAGAUUUAAAUGUUUCACUUUCUAAUUUAAGAAUUGUGAAUAGUAAUAAGGGCAAAUAUAUUGAAGGUUUGGAAAAAAGGUUAGGUGAAAAGGAGGAUGAAAACUUUGAUCUUAAAACAAAGGAGCAGGAAAAAAAGUUAGAUGAGUUUGUUCAGCAAUUAGGAAUUGACCGUGAAAAACCUCGUAAAUUAAUCAGAGCACAUCAGCGAUUAAUUAGAGCCAGUUCUCGUGAGGAUUAUAACCGGAAUGAUAAAAUGGAUGCAGAAGAUGAUAUUGAAACAAUUAAAGAUGAACUUUUGAGAAAAGAAAAGGCACGAGAGGAAAUGUAUCAGGAACGAAAACGAAUACAACAUCAAGAGCAUCAAUACCUAAUUCAACAAGCACAAGAACAAGAGCGUCAAAAUCAGCAAGAACAGCCUGAACAACAAUACGAAGCUCAACAAGAGCAACCAACUAAUAAUAAUUAA